Amoebophrya sp. A120 is the source of this 2618-nucleotide messenger RNA. NCBI's taxonomy places the organism in Eukaryota, Dinophyceae, Syndiniales, Amoebophryaceae. The record is from the annotation of a GenBank genome assembly.
CUUCUUAGUGACACAAAUCCCAUUUUGGUACUUUUCGUCGCUGUUCGUAGUUGCCGCAAUCGUCACCUUGUCAGCGCCUGAGCGAAGCUGGGCAUGGUUUUUCUAUAGUACGGGCAACUUGUUCUUACUUUUUCGCGAAUAGAGAACUUUCCGAACUUGUUUCUUGUUCUAAUGCUAUCCACCUCAUGCUCCAUGCUAGCAAGAAUACAGUGAGUUUACUUGCAGUUCUUUGAGCGUCUAUACCCCUGGAGUUCUUUUCUUCAUUCUGGUAUCAGCAGUAAAAUACCCCGAAACACCAAUGGCUUCCUCCUCUUCCUCUUCCAGCGCGGCGGCCGCCAACCGGGCACCAGCUACAGCAGCAUCUGCCGCACGACAACCCGCCCAUGACGGCACCACCUCCUGGCUGGACAUGAUCCCUUUCCUAUUACAAUGAAAAAUGCCCCCACCCCUGAACUUGGUAGCGUUUGUAUUGCAAACCGGUCCAAUAGAAACAUUCCCUGUCUUGCAUAUAUCAGCAUCACAAAUUUGCCAUGCUGAAUGGCUCGAAUUUGUGUUGCGCAAGAGCCCAGCUGCAGCCGGGCCUGUCAUGCAAAAGAUGCUUUACUCCCCUAGAUUCUGCAUCAGAAAGACUCGUAGUCCUUUCAUGCAAGACAGAAGGACUUCAUUUGGGAACUUUGCAUCAGAAAGUUUUGCACAUUUUGGGGUGGGGGCAUUUUUCGUUGCAAUAUUUCCUCGCCCAGUCUCCGACCAAUCGGCGGAACCAAGCGCUGUGGGACUCGUAUCAACUGCAAAAAUGUCUGGGUCUGGAAGAGUCGGGGUUUGUCAUGCACAUUUUGCAUGACCCGUGAGGUCUGUGAUGCAGGUCCUAGCAUCACAGAUUUUUUGAGGGCUUCUUGAUGCUUAUCACGCAUGAGAAACGCCCUCUCCGCACGCCAAGAACUGGACUCCUCUUGCUGCUCAUGCAACACAGAUAGUUUUAGACUCCCCAGACAGCAUUACAAGUUCCACCCUUCCAGACCCAGACAUAUUUGCAAUCCAUAACUCGGACGUGAAACGCAUCACGCGGUCCGUGCAGCAGCUGAAGCUGAAAGCGAGCCAGAUCGGGGCAAACAACACACAGUAUCGGGAAUUGCGGAUCAUUUUGAAGGAGUUAGCACUGCUGGAGAAAAACCUGCAGGAGGCCAUUGUGCAGUCGCAAGGAACUUCUACACCUGGUGCGCAGAGCAGCACCGGGGCUGGCGGAGAGGGGAGUAGUGGCACUGCCGGGGGUGGUUCAAUGUCGUCGGGUAGCAAUGCAGCAUUGAUCAACACUAAUCCGGCGGCCGCGUUUUCUAAUAACGGCGUCACGCUGGCAAAGCGGCAAUUGUUGAAGAGAACAGAUGAGCUAGCAGUGUUGUCGGCGGAAGUCCGCAAGCUGGAGAGCAUGAUUGUAGAGUUUCAUUCGUCGUGCUUGUUGCGUAUGUGUAAGUAUUGUUUCUCUGUAUGCUGAUGUGCAUCAGAAAGAACCCACUCUGCUAUGCGUGUUUUGCAUAUAAUUAGGGAACAAUCUAGCGAAAAAAAAACUUCCAACUGCUAUGUACCGUAGGUCGGCGACGGCAACCGGUUACUGCCGACAGCAGGCACCUCCGGCCCGGAACAUCAAAGCUAUGACGGUUCCGUUUUCCAGCCCGAACAAAACUCUUCCGGCUACUCCACCUACGACCGAGGCUCCAUAGAAGAUUACACCUACGCCGGGGAGUAUCGUGAGAAAAAACUGUCUCAGUCUCAAACCUUUAUUGCAGACUCAGCAAUACAAAUUUGCCGAGCAUGAUAGUACUCAAAACCUGUGAUGCGUCGAACACAAGGGAAAACACGUAUGUGAGGCAGCUUUCUUGCAUGGUGAGCAUGACAAAAAGCUGUCUCAAGGAAGUUCCGCAUUACAACGUGAGACCGAGACAGUUUUUUCUCGCGAUAGGGAGGUGCGACGGCAGAAGUUGCUGAUCGAGGAACAGGAGCAGGUUUUGACCGACAUGUCCUAUGCACUGCAUUUGUCUUGCUUGUCUGGCAUGACCAAGAAGCUUGUGAUGCGUGUCCAAGAAGAGACCCUUUUGCCUGUCAUGCAAAAACGCAGUUUGUCAUGCGAAGAACGCAACACAAAGAAGCGCAGAUAUUUCUCAUGCUUGCCUGUGCAUGACAGAGCAUUCACUUCUAUUCCCAACGCAGCAUCACAAGUUUCCAGACCCAGACAUAUUUGCACUUGACAUGUCCUCUUCGUUGUCAAAUUUAAAACAGAUAGGCCAGGAUAUCGAGAUCGAGAUCAACUACCACAACGACUUACUGGAAGAGCUAAACGAGAAUAUCGGGAACACAAGCUCCAGAUUGAGCUCCGUGGGGAAGCGGUUGCAGGAAGUAACCAAAUCCCAGUCGAGCAGGUGCCUGCUGUGUUACAUCGGUUUUCUGUGCGUGAUGCUCGUGAUACUUUUGCUGACGAUGUAAUAAUGAACGUGCAGAGAUCGUCAUCAUGAACAAAACCAAAUACCGGAAUCGUUGAUGAGAAGCAAUAUUACGAGGAAGAACCACGCCUGCUGUAGCUCUUGUGCCUCGACGUAAGAUAUUCUUGUAUGCGGACAGGCAAGCCU